AGGGGGUGGGGGGGUGGAGAGAGAAAAGAAGUUCACACACAAAGCCACGCCUGCGCCGUGUGCCUCUCAUUUACAAGCGAAGUUGCUGCAUCUUUUUAGGAAGCUACAUGCUUUCUUUCGACACCCAAAGGUCGCGUGGUGUCAGGGACGCGCCUAGUCACGGGAACAGAACCGGAGCGCGCUCGCGAGGAGAGUGCAAGCUCGCGCCUCUCGCAGCGAAGAGUAUCAACCAGCGUGCAGGGGGAUCCAGCCUAAUGGUUUACAUCGGGUCACAGCGAGCAGUCAAUGCUUUGCGUCAAGCAGGCUACGGUCCUUUUCUCGCCCGGCUUUUAUUCUGCAGACCUUUUGUAUUUUGCACGGGGGGGAACUGACACAGCAAACUCAUCUGUAUGAUCGGGGAGCAGGAGCACACAGUAUGGUCCGGGAAACCAGACAUUUAUGGGUGGGAAAUUUACCCGAAAAUGUCCGAGAGGAGAAAAUUAUCGAGCACUUCAAGCGAUAUGGACGAGUGGAGAGCGUCAAGGUCCUGCCCAAGCGAGGUUCAGAGGGUGGAGUUGCAGCCUUUGUGGAUUUCGUGGACAUUAAAAGUGCUCAGAAGGCUCACAAUGCAAUCAACAAGAUGGGGGACAGAGACCUACGCACAGAUUACAAUGAACCAGGAACAAUUCCUAGUGCAGCGAGGGGGCUGGACGAUAGUCUGUCCUUAGGCUCACGUGGCCGGGAUGUGUCAGGGUUCACAAGGGCGACAGGGGGGGCCGUGUAUGGGGCCCCCACGUCGCUUCACAGCAGAGAUGGACGCUAUGAACGCAGGCUAGACGGGUAAGUGGAGAACGUUCGCCCUUCCGAAGACAGAGCGAACCGUGGUUUGUGGUAAACGCCUUUCCUGCCAAGCAUCUUUCCACCACCUAUUCAUUUACUUGUGUAGGGAAAAAAGAGUAGAACACAUGCUAAGGAAUGAAACCCUAUUGGGAUCAUCUGUAAGGUUCUCAAAGCGUAGCCAGAGCUCUUGGAGUCACACUCAGUGGUUAGACGCAGAUCGGUUUCCUAAACGAACGCAUGUUUGUGUGUGAGCGCAUCGGUCGCUGUCCUGAGCAGAUAGGAGUUAAAACAGCUGCCGGGGAUCAGGUGUGUUAUCUUGCUUAUCUCUCUGAGGUGGAGUGAUCAAUUGCGGGAAAACACGGGGCAAAGAUUGGAUACCGCAAAAUUUCCCAGGAUUAUUGGAAAUUACUGGAGAGAGAGAAAAAAAGAGGGAGAGAGGGAGUUAAAGAAAGAGAGAGAGAGAGAGAGUGGUCCAGCGGCCAUCCCUGGGAUUUCUCUAAAUGUGGAGUUACCUGCCCUGUUUCGAUGGAUUAAUUUCACCCAUCUUUUCUUCAUGUAACAAAUCAACCAAGACACCAGAACACAUUACAUGUAUAAGACCCCAUUGUCUGGAUUAGUCUGAUUUGGUUUCUCACCUCACCGAGGGGCUCACUUCUCUCGUGGGUUGGAGUUAUGUGGAUACCCUACAAAGGAUAUUCAUUCCCUACUGUUGGAUUAACAAUGGCACGGCAUGUGAAGAAUAUGCCUUCAUACUAAAGGUACGGUUUGCAUUUUCCUUUUUCUCCAUUUAUUCGUGUACUUUUUUUUUUUUUUUUUUUUUUUUCGUUUCAUUUUGGGAUCAUACCUAAUCAGGGCAUUACAAAUUGAGCAUUGGGAGACCUCUACUGAUGAGUCAGCACAGUAGAGACAACAAAAACAAGUGAGCAAAAGAGGUUUUUUUUUUCCCCAAGCAUUUUUUUGUGGAGCUUAUUUUUUUAUUUUUUUUUCCUUUUGCAAAAGCUGAGGAUCAGCUCGGACUACAUUUGGAUCGUAUGAAUAAAGAGACAUGCUGGAGGUUUUGACUGGAGCGUUUAAAUAAUCUGUCUAAUGGAGUAAACUCUACCUCGCCUUUGUGGAUUAACGCUUCCUCUUCUAACUGUGGAACUAUACCCAAACCA
Molecule: messenger RNA, 1976 nt
Organism: Fundulus heteroclitus (mummichog)
Lineage: Eukaryota; Metazoa; Chordata; Actinopteri; Cyprinodontiformes; Fundulidae
Product: msx2-interacting protein-like
Exons: 2
Coding region: 416-823 (135 amino acids)
Cellular component (GO): nucleus
Molecular function (GO): RNA binding
Source: RefSeq, a predicted model, not a curated record